This is a messenger RNA of Fundulus heteroclitus (mummichog), 2278 nucleotides long. Its product is annotated as matrix remodeling-associated protein 8. Bases 183 to 1316 code for a protein of 377 amino acids. Gene Ontology annotation, biological process: establishment of glial blood-brain barrier; cell adhesion. Lineage: Eukaryota; Metazoa; Chordata; Actinopteri; Cyprinodontiformes; Fundulidae. Gene Ontology annotation, cellular component: membrane; cell surface. The transcript has 11 exons. The record is from RefSeq and is a predicted model, not a curated record.
GUCCGUGUCUGUUUAAGCGAUGAACACAUUCAUUUCUCUCUGUUUUUGUUGCAGUCUCGGUGGCGUGUUUUUUCGCGGCAGUGUCCUGCCAAUCUGACAGCAGCAGCAGUGUGGUGGUGGCCGGCUACAACGUGAGCGGCCCCGCCGGCUCCAAGCUGGUACUGCAGUGCACGAGCGGCCGCAUGGUGUGGACCAGGGACACGGUGAGGGACAGACAGAGGGUGGUCCACUGGGAUAUCUAUCGAGACUCCCCGGACUACAUCAUGGAUAGAGUGGUGGACAUGUUCUCGACCGGAGACCAGAGGCUCUACCACUCCCACAACCUGGGAAGGGUCGGCCUCAACCCAACGGCUUUCAAGGACGGGAACUUCUCGCUGGUCAUCAAAGAUGUGAGCAUGAAUGACAGAGGCCUCUACUCCUGCAACCUCCACCAUAUCUACUGCCACCUGCAUGAAACGGUCAGAAUUCAGCUCAACGUGACCAAAUCAAGACGCAAGCAGCAGAGCUUCUGGGACGGACAGAAAGCGGUGUACGUGGUGCUGAAGGGGACCACUGUGCUGUUGCCAUGCAUCAACAGACGGAGCGUCUGGGCAGACUGGGGCAACGAUGAGGAGGACCAGCAGGUUGUCCACUGGGACCGUCAGUCCCCGGGAGUCCAGCAUGACCGUGCCGACCGGCUGGUGGACCUGUACGCGUCUGGGGAGCAGCGCAGCUACGGGCCCCUGUUCCUGCAGAGGAAGAUGAACAUCAGCAAUCAAGCCUUCUCAGAGGGGGACUUCUCUCUAACAAUAACAGAUCUACAGUUUACGGACCAGGGGACGUAUUCCUGUCACCUUCACCAUCAUUACUGCGGCCUGCACGAAAGACGAGAGUUUCGGGUCACAGUCGAUCCCCCUCUGAUUCAGAGCACGCAGCCGGUCAUAUCCCUCCCCAGAGAAAAAGACGCUGCCAAGGCCGAGGCAGCUCAAGUCAUCAACGUCGUCCUGCCUGACCAAAGUCAUCAUUUUCUCCUGCUGCUCGGCUACGUCCUCACAUCCUUCCUGCUUCUGGCAUUCGUUACUCUCAUCGUCAUCCUCACCAUGAGACGGCGUAAAGCCAAAGAUUUUUCUCCUAAGGUGUCCAUUAGGUCCAGCAGAAGUCCCAGCAGCUCUGAUGAGUAUGAGAUAGACAUCGGGGAGGAGAACGUAGUCGCCUCCUGCAGUCGACAGGAGAGAGCAUUUGACUACAAGAACAACUUGCUAAAAGAAAACGCCCUGAUGAAGGCUCAGCCAAAAGUUAUUGAUCUUGACAAAGAGAUCCAGAAGUUUUCCAAGUGAGAAAGCGAGACAGAGGUGAAAUCUGAGUCACUGGCUGGUCCAGAGGCUGCGCUUGCUCCAGACAAAAACACAUCCACAUUACCUUCUGUCGUCGCAAGAGAGGAAACCAGGGUGGCUUUUUUAAAAGUCUAUAUUAGAAAAUUGCUGUAAAAUUGCCAUAAGUUUGACACAAAAAGACUUUCUUUUUAAUUGUACUCAGUUACAGUAAAGACACAGAUUGCCAUGCACAUGGUGCAUCAAGCCCUAAACGCUUCGCAAAGAAAACAUAUAGAUAAUCUGAAUGAUUGACAGGAUUUGAAAGAGCAAUCUUGUUAAAAGCUGCUUUGUUUUUUUAAAUCUUUUGCUUUGUUCUUUACUGCAGUAAUCCUAUGUUGAGUGCACUGACGGUCCCCUGAAGUGUCUCUAAAGUUUACUGCCCGAUGAAGCAGUUUGUUUUAAAUACUCAGACUAAAUUUACUUGGCUUCUUUCUGUAAAGAUUCAAAGAGGAGUCUAGUCUAAACUUAACCUUGCUGCUUUGCCACUAACUCUUUAAAUAUCAAACAUAAAUAGAGUCAUUCACGAAUCUAAAGUGUACAUUUGAAAUGAGGCUUCUUUUUGUCUGACAAAAGACUCUUCUUUUUGUCUGGUUGGUGGACAUUUCUUUUCAUUUGUAUCAUAGCAUCUAUGGAUUUAGGACAGCCUGUUGUGCUUUAAGCAUGUUAUUUUAAGCAGUGAUAGUGUACAGUUUCAGUUCAUACUUAACCCUGGUUAAGCGCUCCCCCUAGUGUGGUAGCAUGAGUACUGUCAUUUAUUGCACUAUCCAUUCAGUGGGACAACAGGAACACACCUACAACUAAAAUCUUCACUAAAAGCUACAUGUAAUUUGUCUUUGUUCAGUUUAGUGUUAGCAGAAAUGAAUGUCAUUUGUGCAGCUGCACCUUAAUGCUAAAACAUUAAAGGAGUUAAGAGAUUAAGAAUUUCA